UUCAAAAGUCCAACUGGCUUGUCUCAGUCUGGUGCGCAAACCUGAGCAAGCUCAGAGGGACUUCACUAAACACCAAAACUGUGGACCUGUCUCUCCUGCUGUUACAACUGAGGAUGCGUAGAGACCAAAACCUCACAGUAGAACCUGGGCUGACACACUGCUCCCUUCUGGUCUAGUACAGAGAGGCACAGGUAAAAGUGCCCAGCUGGUGCACAUCUGCCGUGGAGGUGCGGUGUGUCAAGGCCUGCUUUGGCCAGCGGUGACCAUGGACCUCACACUGUGGCAGUACCAGUUCCGCAUAAUCAUGCUGGGUGACUCUACCGUGGGCAAGUCAUCCAUGCUGAAACGCUACACUGAGGACCUGUUUCUGGAGACGAUCAACCAGACAGUUGGAGUGGACUUCUAUGUGCACUUCCUGGAGGUGGAGCCCGGUGUAAGGAUUAAGCUACAAUUCUGGGACACGGCUGGCCAAGAGAGGUUCAGGUCAGUGACACGUUCCUACUACCGAAACUCAGUGGGAGGCCUGCUGGUGUUCGACGUGGCCAACCGUGCCUCAUUUGAGCAUGUGCACGAGUGGUAUACAGAGGUGUGUGAGCACGUGAAGCCUCACACUGUGCUCUUUGUGCUGGUGGGCCACAAGAAUGACCGGGAGGAGGCUGGAGAGCGCGUGGUCCAGCGAGCGGAGGCCGAGAAGCUGGCGGCUCAGCUUGGGGCACCCUACGUGGAAGCCUCCGCCAAAACCGGCCACAACAUCCGCGAGGCCUUCGAGCUGCUGACUCGUCGUGUCUACCAGGGGCUGCUGAACGGGGAAGUGCAGCUGCGUGAGGGCUGGGAUGGAGUGAAGAGCUCGGCACCACAAACCCACCAGCUCCGAAAGCCACAGAGCAGUGUACCAGAGAAACCCACUGACCGCUGUUCUUGCUAGGCCAGAGCCCCUUAAUUGUCCUUCAAAAGUGCUUUCAGUGGAUUAACGACCUGACCACGGUGAUUGACCAUGCAAUAAGCCUGAGAAUACUCUGAAUGGCUGCUCUAAAACAAACAUAGCCUACUGUCAGCACUGAGCUUCCGCUUCACUCAUGAGGCUCAUGUUCUCACCUAAAUUAGAGGGCUCUGCUUAUGUUCCAUCAAAUAUCAUUUCAAGAGAACGUGGACCAGAUUUCACAGCUCUAGGAUUUUUGCUUUUUACAACCAGAUAUGCAUGACAAGAUUCUGUCAUACUUUUAACUCUGCGUUUGGCUGAUUAGCAACUUCAAUAUGCAGUUAUGUGAGAUGAAGUUUUUUUUUUUAAUCUGACUAUUGCUAGCUGUGUUCUGUAGUAUCAAAUCAUAAAGUCAAUUAACAAUCAACAAAUACAUGUAUUGCACUUAAUUAAAAAUAAUAGCUAUUUAAUUAAUUUACUGUUUUUUUAAUGUGUGUUGUACACUUGCCGUUGGUUUUAAUAGAAACAUUUGUAUUUUCACUGACUUACUUGAACAUACUUGUACUGACACUCACAGGUUAAUUUAUUAGGCAUACAUACCUUAUAGGCUUCGUGCCCAUUUUUCAAGCACCACUUUCACAUCUUAGGACUCUGGAGUAGGGCAUAUUUCUACUCAUUUUACUGACUUCAUACACAAAAGGUUACAUGUUCAGAUCUUUUUAUUUAUGGUAAAACAAGCAAAAAAUAAAAAAUAAAAAUCAACAAUAGCACAGGAUUAUAUAAAGAAGCAUGAUACUUAGAAAAAAAUUAGUAUGGAAAACACUACAAAUGACCAAUGUUAUUUGAGUACUAAUGAAAAGUACUGUAUACAGGAGGUCCCUGAUGGACCACAUAAAAUCCCAAUAGAAAACACCUGAAUCUAGCACCACAACAUGCAGAACUAGAAAGGGGUCCAUCAAAACAUUAAAAUCAUGAUACUGACACCAUGUGUCUACUCUGGGUACCCUCUCUGUUACCUACAAUAAAUGUAAUAUUACUGCACCAAAGUUUUUCAUAUUAAGGCUUGCCUAUUUCUCUAGGACAAGUACAAUUCAUGUUCACUUGCCAUUAUUUACAAUAAUAAUAAUAUCCUCAAUAACCACUGUAUGUAUGUAGGCCUACAAGCUCAAUGAGGAAAGAAGUGUGCUAAUCUGAAAUUACCUACCAGUGAGUAGAAAGGCACUACUAAUAUGGAGUGGCAGAAUUAAUGUGGCUUCUUAUUAAAUAUUUAUUAUGCUGAACCACAAUAUGUUCUAUGUUGCAUGCAAAAUUCAAUCAUAAAUUUUAAUUCAAAUAGUGACACCUUAAUUUAGAGAUGACUGCAGACACACACAGUGGGGUGGAGUAUUGUGACUAAAUGAUGACGAUGCUUUGCAUCACACAUUUGACUAAUAAAACCAUCGCUCCUUUCAAGAUAAUGAGAAAUAAUGAACAUUAUUAAACUGCAUCCCCAAUCAGUAAAAUACAUGACCAAAUGUGGCACUGAGUCUUUAUUAGACUUCAAGGGCAAGCACAACACGCCCAGUACGAUUACACGUUAUAGGCCAUUUACACCAAAAAGCUCACAAAUUAAACCGUUUGAAAAUUAUCCAAAGAAACAAUACAACUGACAUUUCUCAAGAAAUGAGAGACUACUCAGGGAAUAAGAGACUACUGAUAAAUAUGCAGCUAGACAGUUUCUACAUGCUACUUUCAUAGCGGCUGGUGUAAAAAAGUGAAUGCCCACAGUAAGUGAUCUGACCCAAUCUUCAUAUUACAUGCAACAUUU
Molecule: messenger RNA, 2726 nt
Organism: Electrophorus electricus (electric eel)
Lineage: Eukaryota; Metazoa; Chordata; Actinopteri; Gymnotiformes; Gymnotidae
Gene: rab42b
Product: ras-related protein Rab-39B
Molecular function (GO): GTP binding; GTPase activity
Source: RefSeq, a predicted model, not a curated record